Molecule: messenger RNA, 1035 nt
Organism: Trichogramma pretiosum
Lineage: Eukaryota; Metazoa; Arthropoda; Insecta; Hymenoptera; Trichogrammatidae
Product: peptidoglycan-recognition protein LE-like
Exons: 3
Coding region: 1-1035 (344 amino acids)
Biological process (GO): peptidoglycan catabolic process
Molecular function (GO): N-acetylmuramoyl-L-alanine amidase activity; zinc ion binding
Source: RefSeq, a predicted model, not a curated record
AUGUCAAACAACAUUAAUCGUGUGAAAACAUCGUCGCAGAAGCAGUGCAUCAGCGACGAGACCGGGUCCGAGAGUGGAGGCAGUGUCGACGAAAGUCAAGUCGAUUCGAUAACAAGCGAGAUCGACGACGAGGAUGUGAGUUCUGGUGAUGCUGGGCAUGAACGGCAAGUGCAGGUCGCAACCAACAUCGCCGGGGAGUCCCAACCGCCGCAGAACUUCGGUGAAAUUAGCUUCAGCGACUCUUCCAAAAUUCAAAUAGGACACAGGAUCACGUACAGGGCCCCGGUGCACAUAACGCAGCACGUUUAUACAGGCCCGGUCGACGAAAAGAGGGUGGUCGAUGCACGAAACUUCGUAAAGCAGAACAUCGACAUUGGUAGUAAAUCUUCGGUCUCGUUGGAACCUGGGAAUUUUUUUUCCAGUAGCUGGUCGAAUGUCAAGAAGGUUUGCAGCGAUAUCUUCACUGGUACCAACUCGUCAGAAGUUCCACAUAAUGAAUCCACAUUUCGCUUACAAUUCGUCCAGCGCAACGAAUGGAACGCCGAGCGAGCCCGGGACCCGCCGGAGCCGCUGUCGACCCUGCCGGCGAUCUUAGUGAUAAUAAGUCACACGGUCACGAGGUUCUGCUUUCGCAAGGGCGACGGUGCCAGAAUCGUACUCAGCUGCCAGCAGCAUCACAAAUACGCCAACGGCUGGUCCGACAUCGGUUACAAUUUUCUCGUGGGCGGCGACGGCCUCGUCUAUGUCGGCCGGGGCUGGGGCGUCGUGGGCGCGCACACCCUGAAUUACAACACCUGCAGCAUCGGCAUCUCCCUCGUGGGCACCUUCAACGAGGUCGAGCCGAGUCUGCCUCAGCUCGCGGCCACGCGCAACCUCAUCGAGUACGACGUCGAGCACGGCCAUAUAGCGCGGGAUUACGCGCUGCUGGGCCAGAGACAGUGCCGAGACACCCUGAGCCCCGGCAAUGCAGCUUACAACAUCAUCAAGAGCUGGGAGCAUUGGUCGCCCGUCGUACCAUCGAUUCCGCGACGAUGA